This is a messenger RNA of Ochotona curzoniae (black-lipped pika), 1317 nucleotides long. It is a transcript of the gene RAB23, whose product is annotated as RAB23, member RAS oncogene family. NCBI's taxonomy places the organism in Eukaryota, Metazoa, Chordata, Mammalia, Lagomorpha, Ochotonidae. Gene Ontology annotation, molecular function: GTP binding; GTPase activity. The coding region runs from base 59 to 772 and encodes 237 amino acids. The transcript is spliced from 6 exons. The record is from RefSeq and is a predicted model, not a curated record.
AGAGAGAAGACCUGAUCACCUGGAAUUAGCUGGCACAGAAACCAUUUUGGCUUCAAAAAUGUUGGAGGAGGAUAUGGAAGUGGCCAUCAAGAUGGUGGUUGUAGGGAAUGGAGCAGUUGGAAAAUCAAGUAUGAUUCAGCGAUACUGCAAAGGCAUUUUCACAAAAGACUACAAAAAAACCAUUGGAGUUGAUUUUUUGGAGCGACAAAUACAAGUUAAUGAUGAAGAUGUCAGAUUAAUGUUAUGGGAUACUGCAGGUCAAGAGGAAUUUGACGCAAUAACAAAGGCCUACUAUCGAGGAGCCCAGGCUUGUGUGCUUGUAUUUUCUACCACAGACAGGGAGUCUUUUGAAGCAAUUUCCAGUUGGAGAGAGAAAGUGGUAGCAGAAGUUGGGGAUAUACCAACAGUACUUGUACAAAACAAGAUUGAUCUCUUGGAUGAUUCUUGUAUAAAGAAUGAGGAGGCUGAGGCACUGGCCAAAAGGUUAAAGUUAAGAUUCUACAGAACAUCAGUCAAAGAAGAUCUAAAUGUGAAUGAAGUUUUUAAAUAUUUGGCUGAAAAAUAUCUUCAAAAACUCAAACAACAAAUAGCUGAGGAUCCACAACUAAUGCAUUCAAGUAGUAACAAAAUUGGGGUCUUCAAUACCUCCGGGAUCAGUCACUCCGGUCAGAACUCAAGUACCCUGAAUGGUGGCGAUGUCAUCAAUCUUAGACCCAACAAACAAAGGACCAAGAAAAACAGAAACCCUUUCAGCAGCUGUAGCGUACCUUAAAGCAUUACAAGUAGGACGAGAAUUGAAUGGUUUUGUGCAAUUCACUAACACAUGCAAGCUGUAACAUUAUGGUACAAGACUCUUAGCAGAUUUUGCACCUAAUGGCUCUCUGAAAACUGACAGACUGAACUAUUGCUCUGCAAUGCUUUUCAGAAUGUAGAGUGAGACCUCUGGUGGGACAAUUAAUGCCCUGUGGACUCAUUGUAUUUUUUUCUUAUUAGACGAAGCAUUUCCUGUUUUUGAAGGAGUUGUUUAAGAAAUGUCAAAAGCAGGUUUUGUGGAAAUUUAAAUGCUAGAAAACAUAAAUGCCUAAAUAUGUUGGUACAGAUUUUAAUAUUAUAGGCCAGGAAAAGACAGUAAGAAUUCUUUUUCUGAAACUGGUCUUAUAGCUUUUCUAGAAAAUAAUAUCGAAUUUGAAUACUUAGAAAAAAUAUUAAAAGGUAAACCCUAAACCUUGCCAAGAUGGCAUUCGUGUGUAGUUGGCAAUGUUCCUUGUGCAAUAUCUGUAUAAUGUGGAGUGGAGGUGUGCAUGCAGCUCUCUGGAA